Molecule: messenger RNA, 3364 nt
Organism: Myzus persicae (green peach aphid)
Lineage: Eukaryota; Metazoa; Arthropoda; Insecta; Hemiptera; Aphididae
Product: protein FAM102A
Exons: 10
Coding region: 460-1851 (463 amino acids)
Source: RefSeq, a predicted model, not a curated record
CGUUGCCAUCCGUCCGAUAUUGUUAUUUGUUGUCAAGUGUUAUUGUUUUGCCCCGACGGCGACGUCGACUUUCCCGUAGGGAUCUGAGUAGCAAUUAAAUGAUGUUUAAUAUAUUAUACAUAUUACAUAUUUAAUAUUUAUAUUAUAUUUUAUGUAUAUACGUAUGUGAACGUUGCACACAAUAUGUAUCAGUGAAAUGUGAGUGUGUAUUUAUGCUGUAGCCGCAAAAUCGCACGUCGUCGGUCGUUAGCUAAACAUUUUGCAUUUUUUAAUUUUUACAAUAGUUUUCCUAUCGUUUUGUGUGCUCGGGAGGGAACCGCCUAUAGUCAUUUUUUUACAUUUAUCACAUUCUGUACAAACAAAUUGAGUGUUGCAGUGUGUUUCUUCUUCUUGUGUCAAGAAACUUCCAGGAUAUGAAGUCUAUGCUGCCUAACGAGUAGACACUCCUGCAGGGUCAAAAUGUCAUUCAUGGUGAAGAAGAAACGAUACAAGUUUACUGUUAAUCUUUGCCUUGAAGAUUUAACAGCCGUCCCAUUUGUCAAUGCUGUGUUGUUUGCCAAAGUUCGUUUACUGGAUGGCGGAAGUUUUAGUGAUACUUCAUCCAGAGAGGAGGUUCGAGAUCAUACGGUCCGGUGGGGUGCUAAAUUUGAGUUCGUCUGUAAGAUGAGCGCCAACGCGUCCACCGGAAUAUUGGACCCGUGCAACCUUCGGAUAUCUGUCCGCAAAGAAUUAAAAGGCGGUCGCAGCUUCCAAAAACUCGGUUUCACCGACGUUAAUUUGGCUGAAUUGGCUGGAGCUGGGUUGAGUUCGAGGCGUUGUCUGCUGGAAGGGUACGACACCCGGCACCAUCGACAGGACAAUUCGAUGCUCCGGAUAUCCGUGUCUAUGAACAUGUUAGCUGGAGACAUAUUGUUCAAAGUGCCAACGUCCGCCUUAAAUCAAAAACCCACUACCAACGGUGAUAUCCCACAACGCGAAGAUACCGAAUACCCGAGCAGCGGAUUCGGCAGUCUGCCGAAUACACGAUCGUUGUUUCCAUCAGACAUUCCAUCCAUGAGUGGUUUAGAGAAACAUGAUGCCGUGUCUGAGUCGAAUCAAAAUCAUUCGGAACAAUUAGAAGACGAUGGGAUGGUGAUGGUGCACGACAACACCGCCGCGCCCACGGCCACUAACCACUUGACCGGUUCGAGUGGACAUUCCCGUAACUCAUCGAACACCAGCAAAGGCUCUAGUUCUCACAACUCUCAUUCGAGACACAGCAGUUCCGGUGACAGCGGGCACGUCCGGAACAGUUGUAUGCACCACCGCAAAUUGCUGUUGGAAAGCACAACUGCGGGUGGUUGCGGCGCGGUGCUACCGGGCCUGCUCAACAUGAACUCGCUUCAAAAGCUUCCGGAACUGGACAAAUCGCUCAGCACUUCUGACACCUUAGUGUCGUCUCCAUUCAGGCGGCCGAGCCAAAUCCUAACUGCUAGCGGCACGGCCAUAUCUGCGUCCCAAGCAUCGCCCGUGCUCAGCGGUGUCGAGACCGGUUCGUUGGAUCGCGGCAAAGCUGCCCUAGAGCGGCGUAACAAGAAGUCGGCCGCGACGGGUGGCAGUGUCACCGACGAUAGCUGCGCUAAGGUCACCGGGCGCGUGGAGGUGACCAGGGUCAACCCGGAUAGUCUCAUUGACCAGCUGCUCAGGGCCACCAAUCUGGAUGACCAUUCGGCUGACGAGGACAGCAAGCACAGAUCGGGGCUACAGUUGUUCAUUGCCAAAGAUGGUACAACCACACUCGGCAGUCAGGACGUCAAGUGUCACAUGUCUAACAGUCUGUUUAAACAGGUGGUGAUGGAAGACAAUAGAUAACGCCCAAAGUGUGUAAAUCUAAGAUUAUGUUCUAUUUAAGUAUUCACGAGCUUAAUGCUUUUUUUGUUUUAUGAAAAAGCUUAAUUUGACUGAACACCUUAUACGUUUCUGUUGUGGUGCUGCUGCUUUCCAUUCAUCGUACGGAACAUGCAUUGCCCCUAAUAGUCAUAUUACAGAUCUACUGUCGUCAAAGGUCUCUGUCGAUGUUGUUAUCUAUUUGUCCGACCAACAAAGUUUUAUAUAUUUAUUAUACACACAUCCAAAUUAUAUAACAAUUCAAUUUUUUUACAACAUUAAUAUAUAUUAAUUUAUAUAUUAUAUAAUGUUUAAUGUUAAGUGUUGCUCUCCUCAUGUGAUGACGUACAUUACCAAACCGUGAAACUAAUAUUGUUAAUUAUAUAUUUUGGUGUUUGGAUUAUGUUGAUCCUUAUGUAGCUUGUUAUCAAGAAUUCUUAUAUUUUUUAUCUCUCCACGUAUCAUUGUGUCAUGAAACAGCAAUGUAUUCGAGUAUUCGACAGUCCAUCGUGUAAUGAACGAUUAAGUCACAAAACAAUGUUCCUAUAAAGUCAUAGAGGUGCACAAUGACAUUAGUGUUGACAUCUGUUAUCAAGUAUAUAUGUUUUGAAUAUAUUUAGUUAAUAAAAAAGUGAAAUAUAUUAUGAUAUCUGAACUGUUGUGCUUUCAUUGCACGCCGCAAGUAUUUCAAUCGUUUUCGUCCAAUGAUCUUUGCUAUGGGACAAUUAAGGCUCCCUAUAUAAACCUCGUCAAUUUGGAAACGAUAUUCAUUUCAUCGUCAUAUAUAUUUAUAUUAAUUUUUUUUUGUCAUUGUUAUAAACAACACCAUUGAUCUCUCUCAGAUAAAUUAACCUGUGAAACAUCCAGUCACAUCAUUAUUUACGCACCGCAUAUUAUAUUGUAAUACGUAAGCAUUAUCUUGUAUUAUUAUUUAUUUAUUGUUUUUUUAUUUUUAAAUGGUUUGAAAGCCGCUUUGUCGCACUGAAAAUUAAAAGAUGAUUUGGUCAAUUGUAUUAAAACAAUUUAAGAUUAUUUUUUUUUUGACAAUUUUAUUAUAUCUUUUUCUUGUGUUAUUAUUAUUAUUAUUAUUUUCUGUUUGUUGUGCUCAAAAUGGACUAUACGACUUGAAAUAAUCAUUGUUGUUAUUUACUUAUAAUAUACAUUAUUAUUAUUUUAUUAUAUUUUUUUUGUCAUCUUGAAUUGUUAUAAUUAAUAGAUGUUUGUUUUAUUUAUAAACAAUAAUAACUAUAGUUAGGCAUCUAAUCAAUUUUGUAUUAUUACAUAACUACUAUGUGCGCAACUAGUCAUUCACACAUUAAAUACAAUACGUAUGAUAAAAGAAAGAAAUGAAUUGUUUGAUAUUAAAAAAAAAAAGAUUAAAUAUAAUACAUUUUUUCAUGUUAUUCAAUACUAGUAAAGCAGACAUAUUUGUUUUGGUGCAUUACUUUUUUUAAUGUUUUGCAGUUGCUUGUAAUAAAACAUUUUCACAAAGUUUAAA